AUGUCCAUCUACCGAAACACUCAGGAUCUGUUUCUCAAUGGAAGCGAAUCACGGACCGGGGUCUUUGAUCUUCCUGAAGAUGACGCUGAAAUAUUGGAAAAGUUUCUCUCAUACUUGUGUAGGGACAACUACGACGAUGAGGCAUAUCCGACAUCGGAGGAACCAAGUGCCGCUACUCUGAUGUCACUAGAAGACAUCAUGGACUUGCCCGUGCAAGGCGAGGAGGAAGCAGCGGACAAGCAUAACGAUUCCUAUGUCCUUCGAUUGACGGGGACGGAUACUCAGACGCCGGCUCCUAUUUCGAAGAAGAAACUUAUUCUGAACAUACAGGAAAUAUAA
This is a messenger RNA of Pseudomassariella vexata, 339 nucleotides long. RefSeq lists its product as uncharacterized. The record is from RefSeq and is a predicted model, not a curated record. Lineage: Eukaryota; Fungi; Ascomycota; Sordariomycetes; Amphisphaeriales; Pseudomassariaceae. The transcript has 2 exons. The coding region runs from base 1 to 339 and encodes 112 amino acids.